Molecule: messenger RNA, 744 nt
Organism: Aspergillus vadensis CBS 113365
Lineage: Eukaryota; Fungi; Ascomycota; Eurotiomycetes; Eurotiales; Aspergillaceae
Exons: 1
Coding region: 225-479 (84 amino acids)
Source: RefSeq, a predicted model, not a curated record
UCCCCCGUUAUAUACAGCCAGUCAUACACCCGUACAACUCUGCUGCACUACUCUGUAAGAGGUAGUUUAAGCGCCAUGCUGUCAUGCAGCUACUUCACGCUUACUCGAAAGUCACAAGAUAAACUCCUUGUCCAUUAAACGGGGAGCUCCUGCAACAGGCCGCCACCCCGGCGAUAGGAGGCCAAUCCCUUAUCAAGAUCAAGGGUGAUGGGGCAGUUGCCGUCAUGGGUGGAAAAGAAUCCGCAAGCUGUUUUGUCAGCUUGGGGCGCUCUAGCCAAAAGCUCUCUCCGCUGCAGCAGAGGGGACCGGCGGGUAGCCAGGAGUCUUCGGACUACAGUAGCCCGGACGGCAAAAUUGGCCAGGUGGGGUGGGUUGGGAUGGAGGAGCCCCAAAGGUCUGCAAUCGAUGAUGAUCUAUCUCGGAUGCAUGGAGAAGCUAUUUAUCCGGUGACGAUCCCAAGACGGUUUAGUGUCCCGUAGGCGGUCUGCAACUCUUCCCCAUCACGGGACUUCGGCUUGCCCUGGGGUGGUCCGGCUCGCUAAGCGUCCCGUUUGGGGUUAGGGCGAGCCGCACCGAACACACCUCGCAAUUUGUGAGCCUUGUGCGUUGUCCCGUUACCCUAUCGAAGCGACGACAACCACGACAACCCGGACGACUUUUGCGGGUCAUACCUCCCUUCCUUCGACUUUUUGCGUUGCCCGCUGCUGCUCAGAGAAACGCCGUCAGAAUGCCUUCGGAACAAGG